UAGGCCGGGGAUGUGAGCGAGAGGCGACAAUAAUGGGGAAUAACCGGGACCCCGGUGCUCUGGAGUGGACACAACGACUGGACGGUGAUCAUCAAGGGGGUUAACGUGAAGAUCAGCCAUCCCCAGAGGGUUGUACACUGAUUUGGCGAGGCUUGAUGGAUUAUUUUGGGCUUAAUGAUCAAAUGAUUGCCGCCGGAGACCAAAUAAAACGCAUAUAACCAUACUGGAUACGAUUUAUCCAUUUCCAUGGCGUUAUCACCCACCCAGAGCCAAGCAGGUCACCUGGACCCAGGACUAAAGCGGGCUCGCCGGGUCUAAAGCGCUCGAUCUGUCGUGAUUGAGGCGAUGUUCGCGUCUUGCCUCGAUCUGCGCAGCGCGAUUUCAGCACCACCGCAGCUGGACAGCGACCGCAUGGAACGAGCGCUCGAUCCCAGCCGUCAAAACUCGCCAGACUCCGCAGCGGAAGACCAGACCCUCACGCUGCUACACACCGCGCCCGGGGGGCUCGGCAUGGCUCUGGAGGAGGAGUUGGCCAUGCUCACCCGCGAGCGGGACGAGGAUCUGGAAGUAUCCGCCUCAGAGACACCUGUGAGCGGACAGAACUCUGACCUACUGUCGCUCUACCGGCAGAAGGAGAAGGACUUGGUCCUCGCUGCUAAACUGGGCAAAGCUCUACUUGAACGAAACCAAGACCUCACAAAGCAAUAUGACAAAAUGACCAAGGAUUUAAACGACAAACUGGAGCUCCUGGAGCAGGAGAAGCACGAGCUGCGACGGCGUUUGGAGAGCCGUGAGGGCGAGUGGGAAGGCCGGGUGGCCGAACUGGAGACAGAUGUGCAACACCUGCAGGGGGAGCUGGAGAGACAUCAGGUGCAGCUGCGAGAGGCCGACCGAGACAAGAGCCGAGCCAUCAGCGAACUGUCCGAACAAAACCAUCGACUGCUGGAGCAGCUCAACAGGGCUGCUGAGGUGGAGAAACAGUUGUCUACUCAGGUCCAUUCUUUACGGGAUGAUUUCAAGGAGAAAAGCAUCUCCACCAACCAGCACAUGACACGCCUUGAGACCCUACAAGCCGAGAUAAAGAUGUUGUCAGAGCGUAAGCAGGAACUGGAGCGGCGUGUGAAGGCCAUGCUGGAGGAGAACGAGCAGCUCCAGCACACGGUGGACGAGCUGAGAGAGCGAUCGCUGGUGCUGGAGAAACAGUGUCACCAGAAGGACCUUCAGCUUCGCCAGAGUCAGCUGGAGCUGCAGGAAGUGCGUGUGUCUCACAGGCAGCUGAGCGCUCGUCUGGAGGAGCUGACGGAGGAACGCAGUCUACAGGGCUUCAGUCCGAACCCACACAGCAUCCUCUGUGAGAUCGAGCAGAGCAUGGAGCAGGAGGAGCUGGAGCAGGAGAGAGAGCAGCUCCGGCUGCAGCUGUGGGAGGCUUACUGUCAGGUGCGGUCCAUCUGCUCCCAGCUGAGAGGAAAUGACAUCACAGACUCCGCCUUAUCCACAGACUCCUCCAUGGACGAGUCUUCAGAGACGCUGUCGGCUAAAGACGUCCCGACGGGGAGUUUGCACGCUAAUCUUCUGGAGCUGCGCAGACUCACACAAAACCUGCUGGACGGCAACGAAUCUACGGGUUCACGGCGCAGCGACGAGGAGGUUUUGGAGGAGCAGGUGCGUAAAUUGAGCGAGGAGCUGCGAGAGCUUCGAGAACUGUACGAACAGGAGCAGGAAAAAACACGCGACAGCCAGGAAGAGGUGUUACAGCUCCAUAAUCAGGUGGCGCUGCUCUCGGUGGAAGUUUCUUCUUCACGAGAGGAGAACGAGCGAUUGAGAGCGAUGGCAGAAGUACACGAGCCCAACGAACAGUUACAGAGCGCGAUACGAGACAGAGAUGAAGCCAUUGCCAAGAAGAAAGCUGUGGAGAUGGAGCUGGCGAAGUGUAAGAUAGACAUCAUGUCUUUGAACAGUCAGCUGUUGGAUGCGAUACAGCAGAAACUCAACCUGUCUCAGCAGUUAGAAGCCUGGCAGGAUGAUAUGCACAGAGUUAUCGAUCAACAGCUGAUGGAUAAACACCAGGAGGAGUGGAAGGAUCCUCCAUACUCCUUCAACGGGUCACGAGGAGGAGCUCCAUCCAGACGAGCGCAUCGCCUCUCGGACGGAGACAAGCGCCUCUUUUCAUUCUUCAAGAAGAACUGAGAUUAUCUGAAGACAUGGAGGACGAGAGUGUGAGAACAGAUGUGAGAGAAGGGUACAACAAGCGACAAAGAAAGUCUAAAUCACUACAUCAGUGGUUCUCAACUGGUUUUGAUCAUUAAAAACCAAAAUGAUAUAUUUUACAAAAGUAAAAAACAACAACAACAACAAAAAACAGCAACUCUGAAAUGCAUUAAUUAAUCGCAUCAAUGCACAAUGAUAAAACAAAUUGAGAUUCAUGUAUUUGAAUUGCGUAUAAAUUUCCAUCCAUUUGGACACAGUUUUAACAUAUACUAUUAAAUCUAAUUCUCAGUCAAACAUAAAUGAAACCGGUUUCUGAAAAAGAUUUCUUUAAUUUUAAAAACACAGUAACCAGGUUUAUACAUUGAUCAUUAAUAAAUCAAACAUUGUUUCGAUCUCAUAACAUUUUAAUGAACUGCAUUUUGCUUGUUCAUAUUGAAUAUUAAAUACUUUUUAACUAAAUUAAUUGAAUCGCUUUUAAGAUGAACAGAUGCAAUUAAAAUAACUGCAUUUUGAAAUUGAAAUCAAACAGAUGCAAAUGUUUAAUUAUAAACUAUGCUCUGCUGGUUUUGAGUGAUUUGUUUAGUUUAUUAGUUUGUUUAUAUUAAAACUGUGCAAUCCAAAUAGAUUUGUUGAUAAUACAUUUAUGAACCUGCUAUUGUGAAUUUAAAACACAUUCAGUUCAGCUGUGAUACUGGAGCACAAAACAAGUCAUAAGGGUCAAUUUUCCGUUUUUUUUUUUUUUUUUUUUUUUAGAGAAUCUGGAUUCAGAGUGUGCAAAAAAAAAAAUCUAAAUAUUGAGAAAAUCAUCUUUAAAGUUGUCAAAAUGAAGUAGCAAUGCAUAUUAUUAAUAAAACAUGUAAUUUUAUUUACAGUAGAAAAUUUACAAAAUAACUUCAUGGGACAUGAUAUUUACUUAAUAUGCUAAAGAUUUUUGGCAUAAAAGAAAAAUCUAUAAUUUUGACCCAUACAAUGUAUUUUUGUCUAUUGCUACAAAUACACCCCAGAGACUCAAGACUGCUUUCGUGCUCCAGGGUCACAAAUAGUACUGUUACAGAAAACUGUUUCAUUUAUGUAUUUAAUGCAAUUUAUGCAAAUACAUAAAUCUUAAAUUUAAGAUUAAAUGUUUUGGUAACACUUAAAGUCUAUAUAUAUAAUGCAUCAUUUUAAACUAGUUUUAUGCAUUAAUUUUGCCUCAUAAUGAGCGUUACAAGGCAUAAUGCACUGUAUGAUAUCAUGAAUAAUUGUAACCACAAUUCUGAUGCAUUUUAAUUAUUAUCUACUCAUUGUUACACCUUUAGAAUAUAUAAUGCAUUAUAUAUAUAUAUAUAAUGCAUAUAAUGUAGUUUCUGAACAGAUGGGUAGACGUUGAAUAGCUUUAAUAUGCAUUAUACAUAAAGGCUUUAAGUAAAGUGUUACAUAGGUUGUCUGCUUGCACUCAAUAAUUGACUGUAAAAACACUUAAUUUGAGUCACGAGCCACCAGCUGAGAACCACUGCACUGACAAACCCAGUUCUCUGAUGGCUUUGAGCCGUUUUGCACUUUAUCUGUACCCACAAUCCUCCCUCCGAAAGCUUUAGGAGCAGAACACAAACCUUGUCCGACAGGAUGAAGGCUUGCGGCAGGGUCUGUUCAUCAGGGGUCCCAUCGGGGGUCCGUUUCCCCUGCGAGUGCCUCGGAAAGCUUCUCCUCACCUCACUGCCAGAGAUUCACAGCAUUCGCUAGAGACUCGACUCAGGAGGUUUCAGCAUCACCGGGAAGUUUCAGGCCCAGAUGGAAUUUUUCUGUGUUGAUUUUGGGACAAAAAUAUACGAGAGUAGUGCAGUAUUAUUGAAAAUAAGAUAAAUCGGCAUCAGUUUGUCCGUUUCGGGCCUGAUUAUAGAUGAUGUUUGAACGCUGCGACUAUAAAAUCAGAAACAGUUUCAGACGUUCUGCUCUUGGGUUCAUUCACAGAAAACUAAUCAAUGUCAUUAACUUUCUAACAACCACACGGAUAUAAUAUAAAAUUAACUUUCAGCUGCUGCUUAGAAUGCAAAACUUAAAAGCACGCAGCACACACUAAUAAUAAUGCAACAGGACAUUAAUCGUGGCUAUUUUAUUUUUAUGUCCUCGGGUGUGCUUGGUAAUAAACUUCAGGCUGUCUGCGUCACAAUCUGAUGACAAUGAACCAAAGAGCAGAAGUGUUGAGCUGUAGCACUUUUGCAAAUGUACAGACAGUAGAAAUCAGAGGGAAACACCAAACUGAAGACACCAUUAGACGAUCUCAGUCCUCAGAGAUGCACUGAAACUGCAGUUGUGUUCAGAACGAAACACUGCUGCGCCGUACCCUACACACAAAAAAUGUGACACUUGAUGCAGAAUGGAACAAUAUUUCUUACAUUGCAGUCACCAAAAAUUCCAAGUUCCAAUUUUUUUUACAUAGAUAAAAAUGAACUGUCACUACACUAGGAAAUGUCUGUAAAACAGGGCAGAGUGUAGUGUUAAUAUGACUUAAAGGGAUAGUUCACCCAAACAUGAAAAUGACCAAAAAAGGCAUCCAAAAUAAAGGCAACUUUGUUUCUUCAGUAGAACACAAACUGAGAUUUUGAAACAAACCGAUGCAGUCUGUUAGUCUUAUAAUGGAAGUGAAUGGGAAUCCAAAAAAAAAAAAAAAAAACAUACACAAACAAAACCAAAUUAAACCCUGCGGCUCGUGACGAUACAUUGAUGUGUAAAGACACCAAACGAUGGGUCUGUGCAAGAAACUGAACUUUUUGCAUUUGUAUAGUUUUUUUAACCUCUGAUAAUGUCUGAAUUGUACUGAGCACGUUUGCAUCGUUAUCUUCUUUUUCUUGCUUCAUUGCGGUGAAAAUCAGAGGUAAAAAACUAUAUAAAUACUGUUCAGUUUCUUGCACAGACCGAUGGCUUUGUGUCUUUACACAUCUAUGUAUUGUCACGAGCCUCAAGGUUUAAUUUGGUUUUAUUUAUUUCUCUCACAGCCGUGAUUCCCAUCCACUUCCAUUAUAUAACUGACAGACUGCAUUGGUUUGAGUUAUUAUUCUCCGUUUGUGUUCUAAUGAAGAAACAGUCACCUUCAUCUUGGACGCCUGGGGGUAAGCAGAUAAACAUCACAUUUUCAUUUUUGGGUGAACUAUUUUUUUAAAAGACAGAAAAUAACCAGUACCUUUUCCCAUUUAUUUUAUUUUUUUACAGUGUAGAAAUGUUAAAAAUCAUCGUUGAUAUUCCUUCCGGUUCGUUUGUCACACUGUGAAGGCAAGGUCAAGUCAAGUGCAUUGCAUUGUGGGAUACAGUAGGUACAAAAUUGUCACUGGUGGUGCCACAGUAAGAGACAAAAGCUAAAAGAUUCAUCAUCUUUCCUUUACCUUUUUUUUUUAAACAGUAAAUGUUAGUACCUUAAAUGGCUUAAAUGCACAUAUUAGGAUCUUUUGGGUACCACCCCAAGAAACAGUCCUGUUCCUUUUACUUCUGAGAGUGUGUUGUUGUGAACACCGUCCAGGUCACUUCCUCCAGCCUAUGAGAAUGAAGAGAGCACUUGUGUCAGGUGUGUUUUGUGUCUAGCGUCGGUGUGUGUGUGUGUUUGGGUUCAGUCAGUGAAAGUCGAGCAGAUUUUGAGCAAAGCUAUGCAGCUGUCUUCUUUCUCGCAGAGUUUUGGUUUGGAGAAACCCAAAGACUGAGUGAUUUUUUUUUUAUACGUACAAACAGGUUUGGAAUAAAUAAAAAAAAAGGAAUCAAUAUAUUUGUAAAUGUAUAACUUUUGAACGAUAAAUCGACUUUUUCUAGAACAAUCUCCAUGUAAGCGCUUGUCUGUUGUGUAGUCUGGUUCGUAAGUGUCUGAUCAGAGCUGAAUGUAAACUCUCCAUCCAGACCCAAUACAUCACACUGCUCCGUUCGUAAUUUUCCAUCGGUCAGACUGAUCUGGUCCGCAGGAGAGACACUACAGGUCAACAGAGCAAAGUUACAUCUUCACUAGUGUAACUAGAUUACUGUCUUGAUUACUCUCUCUAAAAAUAUUGCAUUACUCAUUGAUACUUCAUAAGCCAAGACAGACAUGAAAAUUAUUCUUGAACUGACCUAAAGAUUUAAACGGAGAAAGAUGCAUUAAAAAAGUUAUUCUAACGCUAGAAGUUACAUUUGGAUGUUUGGAAACCCCUUUCUUCACAUUUGUCUUGGGAAAAGUAAUUACAGUAACUAUUUAGUUUUGGAUGCAUUACAUUAAACACUAGUCAUAAGAGUGACCUUUUUAAUAUGCAAAUUGAAUACUGAAUUUGGAACAGAUUCAUGCAUCAUCAUAAAAGUGACACACAGAAAACAUCUCCAGUGGUGGUCAACUGUCAGAAUAUUAAACUAAAUUAAUGCAUGUGAAUAUAUUGAAAAAUCAUCUGACAUUUAAAUAUCACCGAAGCAAAAUCUCACUUACCUUUAAUUUACUCCAAUUACAUUUAAUGCCACUUUUGGAGGACCCAAACUGAUUGCAAACAUAUGACAAAGGUGAUUUGAAAAGGAUCAGAUAUUUCUAUUUCAUUAAGGCCUGUGGUGCUUCUCUUGUCUGAUGGCGGAUGAAUGAAACACUGGUUUAAAUCAUGUUUGGAGUGUUUCUCGUCUCUCUUCUGUAUGUAAGAACAUUUCAAUGUCUUUUCUUUAGUUUUUCUUGUGUUUCACACACUGUUCUGUAAACGUCUCAUUACGUUGACUUUGUACUGUUGUCCGUUUGCCAUUUAAACACUGUUUUUGCAAGUCA
This is a messenger RNA of Carassius gibelio (silver crucian carp), 6943 nucleotides long. Its product is annotated as BICD family-like cargo adapter 1. Gene Ontology annotation, biological process: vesicle transport along microtubule; Golgi to secretory granule transport. Bases 346 to 2187 code for a protein of 613 amino acids. The record is from RefSeq and is a predicted model, not a curated record. The transcript has 10 exons. NCBI's taxonomy places the organism in Eukaryota, Metazoa, Chordata, Actinopteri, Cypriniformes, Cyprinidae.